Messenger RNA from Anopheles darlingi, 4480 nucleotides. Its product is annotated as lysophosphatidylcholine acyltransferase-like. The coding region runs from base 2718 to 4424 and encodes 568 amino acids. Lineage: Eukaryota; Metazoa; Arthropoda; Insecta; Diptera; Culicidae. The transcript has 7 exons. The record is from RefSeq and is a predicted model, not a curated record.
GGAGCGCUGUUCUCUUUCACUCUGUCACUCUCUUCUCGCAAACGCAACGGCUUCGCGCGCUCGAACGCACCAUCAUUGGGGGCAUGAUCCGAGAAGAAUUAUGCGAGAACACACACACACACACACACACACACACACAACAUACGGAACACGCCUACCCAUACUGCAACUACUGGUUUCCCUUCCGAUGUAUCCGUUCUGUGCGUGGCUAUCGGUCUCUUCCUCAAGACUAGGGUAGGGAUUGGUAUUGUGCGAAAGGCCCGAAUCUACUGCUUCGGAGCUCAUUUUAUCUGGUUAGUUCCUCUGGAAGCAUCCGUCAGGCUUCCUGGUACUGGCCAAUUCACUCAGGCUAGCAGAGGUUGAACCUCUCGAGCAGGAGAAAUGGACAAUGGAAGACAAUCCGGUCCAUUAUCGGAGUCCAACAAUAACAAACCGGGAAAGCGGUCCUCAUCGCAUCAUCGCUCCCUCUCUCCUCCCCACUAUCCUCUCACCGCUUACGCUUGAUGUGCAUUCCGACCGUCGGUUGCGCAUUGCAUAGAUGGCAUUGCCAUCUGAGCGAAAAGUGGGUCAACAUCCAACAAGGAGCCGCAGCAGCAGCAGCAGCUGUACAGCGUUGAAGCUCGAAAGUGAAACCCCUGCUCCGGGUGACGAACAAACCCUGUUAAAAUUUAUAACUGUUAGCACCCGACAACUCGACGACGACGACGACGACGACGACGACGAAGACGACAUUGACUACGCGGAUGCAACGGUCGCAUACGGCUGCCCUGCGCAAAUCCUUUUGCACCCUGUAUAGUAUGCAAGGCCUCCCUAUCGUUCGUACACUGCCUAGAUCAUGCAUCAUCCUUUCAUUUGGCUCCCCUUCGCGCCCCUCCAUCCUCACAGCAUCACUCGCUCGCUCGCUCCAUUCUCCAUCAUUUCACGGCUUUCGCUCUGGCGUCUUGCGGUCCUUGCACUGCCGCAAGCGCGAACAACUCCGACCCACAUUUUUCCCUCCGCAGAAGUCCCACAAAAACGGCAUCGCUGAUAGCGCGACGGGGCAGGAACGCAGAUGGGACGAAAAGUGUGUCUCGCGCGAAGUUGUUCUUAUCAUGUGACGCAUCACGUCUACAGCAGCGCGUAUGCUAGGGGUCGUGUGUUUUUUUUUUGUUUUGUUUGGUCCGUGACUAACUCAUCUAACCUCCGCAUCACGUACCAUCUACUAAUCCGGGGUUAGUUGUUAGGAAUCGGACUGGGAUACGUUCAGGGGUGAUGUUGGUGCACGGGAUAUCGAAAACAAUUUCAAUUGCAGAUCUCCUAACAUGGUUGAGCUGCACUGUGAUUUGGAAUCAUUGCACUGCGUAAAUCAGUUCCGCAUGCGUAUCCCUAGGCUACUAGCGCUACUACCUCUCACACGCCUCGUUUGAUGACUUUAGCUCGUCUGUACAACCAGGCCUGCAUUGAUCCUGCAUGUUCAGCAUAAGCAUCAUUAUCAUCAUCAUUAUCAAAACAAACAAACUAACAACAUGCCAAUUUACUGUGCUGCACCUGGUGGUUGGAUUGUGCUGAUAUGUGCGUGUUUCUGUGGGCCUAGGAUUCCCACCGUUGCGGCGGCGCACCGUCACCGCCGUCAAGGUUCAUCGAGCUUGCUCGGCGGGGGCAAUGCGUCCAGUCCAGCACUCUGGAUGGUUCCAAAUUUGGCUGUUUGUUUGCUGCCCCCUUCACAAACACCGUUUGCGUAAACGUCGACUGACCUCGCAUUUUGCUGACGUCGCGUAGUGGCGCAAACCGCAGCCGUCUGCUGAAAUUCGCGGCUCAGCGCGACGCGUAUUAUAAAUAAACCGAAGCGACGCGAUACGAUCGAUUAGGAUUUGUAUCGAGCGGAAGAAAAGGCGUGCAUUGUGCAUUUGCGUGCUUGAGUUGUGUGUUGUGGGUCCGGUUCCAUGUUGGAGCCGCCGGAUCUGCAUUCGCAUCUCAUCAGCGCCUACAAUGGCAAUUCGAUUCGCUUUACCGUCAUCGUUUAUAUUUAUAUACAAACAUACCAAGACACUAACAUUACCAUUCCUUCCUUGCCAAUUGUAUUACCUAUUGCUUGAAAUGGUUUCUUUCGGUCGCGCUAAAGAAGUAAAACAUUUUGGAUGCGCAUUCGACAUUGCACCAAAAGUGCACGAUACUGAUAUCCAGCAUCAUAAGCAGGCCAAAACCCAGCUUCACCCAACUACCACCAUACGGUCAUGACAACGCGGCAAUGAAAUGCUCUGUUGUUUUCUGUGUCUCGUAUAUGGUCUGUGUCUGCUGUUCGCCUACGUACUGACGCUACAGCAGAUCGCUUUAUUAUCAAUCUAAUCACUACGGUGGUAGUACUGGCGCGAAGAUACCAUGAUCGUGUGUCACACAUUCAUUUGAUCAUCAUCAUCAUCAUCGUAUUAAUUCACGUCUUAAACCUCAUCUUUACCCCUACGGUACUCAUUUCAUUUCUCAUUUUUGUCUUUUUUCUCUUCUCUUUCUCUCUCUCUUUUCUCUCUCUCUCUUUCUCUCUUUCUCUUUCUAUCUCUCAUUCUCUCUCUUUGUAUUGCGUUAUAUUUUUCUCUGUUGUAUUUUGGUUUUUGCUUAAUCUGUUUUGUUCUUCCUGGUGGAAUGCGUUGUCCUGCUGACGCUAUUCAUUUCCUUCUCGGUUGGGGACUGCUAUUGUUGGUUCCUCUAAUGCAAUACAUUCUUUCGAAUCCGUUUUCCUUUCGAUGUGUGGUGCCUUGCAUCGACAUUUCCCAUUUCCACUCUUCUUCCUUUCUUUCCCCCUAUCGCCUUCAAUUUGUUUUAUUCAAUUACCGCCACCCCAUACUUUUCAUCGUCCCGUUACCGAUCGAUUCAACCGAACGCACACACGAUGCUGGCAAUCGAUUCUCUCUCUUCAUAAACACUCACAUACAUACAUACACAUACACACCAAUCAACACAUACAUCAUUGCAUGUUUGUACGUGACGAUGACCAUGGUGACUACGCAACCCCGACCACGACGACACGCGCUUAUGGACGCUGCCGCGCGACGAUCUCUGGACGCCAUGACCACUACCACUACCGACCACGGCACCGAGCAUUCGAUCCUUGUCCUGCUCCUACCCCAAUCCCCCUAACACACUUUGAUCAUCUACUAAAUUUGACCCCACCCCACCCCAUCCCACCACCGUCUCCUCGGUUUGCCGGGUUCGCCGCAUGCAAUGCAAACAGGCGCAUGAAGCUGCUGCUGAGCGAGUUCGCUGUACUGAUGUACACGUGUGCUGGACUCGGCAUUACGAUCCAUGGUCAGCAGGCGGCACGCCACGAGGCGCCGGUGCUAGUCGUAUCGCCGCACAGCUCCUUCCUCGAUGCGGUCAUCAUCUACUUGACCGGGUUGGCCAGUCCGUUGGUGCGGAACGCCGACCGCAAUCUCGGGAAGCUAAUCGAUUAUGCGCAACCGAUCUACGUGUGCCGCGAGGAUCCCCACUCACGCCAGAGUACGAUCCGGGAGAUCAUACAGCGGGCCAACUCACCUGAGGACUGGCCCCAGAUACUGAUUUUCCCGGAGGGUACCUGUACCAACCGGACGUCUCUGAUCCAGUUCAAACCGGGCGCCUUCUAUCCGGGCGUCCCGAUUCAGCCUGUGCUGAUGCGCUACCCAAACAAAAUCGAUACCGUCACUUGGACCUGGGAGGGACCGGAUGCCAUCCAACUGCUGUGGCGCACACUGACUCAGUUUCACACGUUCUGCGAAAUCGAAUUUCUUCCCGUGUACUAUCCGAGCGAGGAGGAGAAGGCGGAUCCGAAGCUGUAUGCACGCAACGUCCGCAACCUGAUGGCUCGGGCCCUGGACAUACCGAUCUCCGAUUACACCUUUGAUGACUGCAAGCUAAUGACGUUCGUGAAAAAUGUGCACCUACCGUACGCGGCCUCCAGUGCUGACAUUGAGAAGCUGCGCAAAACGCUAUGCUUGGACCAGCGUAACCCGGAAAUGUCCAUCGUGCGCCUGGAGCGUGAAUUCAAUGAUAGGAACAGCUACGUCACGAUUGAGGAAUUUGCCAAUCGUCUGCAGAUUGACGCUGAGGAUGAAUCGACCGUCGGUCUGUUUAGGAUAUUUCUCAAGACCUCCAACGGCACUGUUAUCGACUUCAGAGAGUAUCUAUUGCUGACCCUCUUCCUUAUCACGCUUUACACACCGAAGUUGCAGUAUGUGGAAGCCUUAUUUCAGUUAUACGGUGUAGAUGGGUGCGUGGACCGCGAAAGGCUGUAUGACACGUUGAAGUAUCUGGUACGGAUCUCUCACGCCGAUGUUGACGCUCUAUUCUUUGCCAGCGAUGCGCAAAACCGUGGAACGAUAAACUUUGAACAAUUCUGUGCGGCCAUCGAACAGCAUCCGCUGCAGAGGAAGCUGCAGAAGAACAACGAUCCCAACAACCUUCGACUGGGCUAAGGUUGAUAAUGCCAGAGAAAACGGUAUCCGGCUUGCCUCAAUCAUCCCUAGCCGUG